AUGCGUGGGAAUGAGACUCCAUUAGAUUGGAAAGAUCGAAUUUGGAACACAUUAAUGGAAUUUAAAAAAAAUCAUCUUUUGACUGAUUCUAAUAAAAGAUAUCUUAUCGCCAGAAAACAAACAUAUUUAUUAUAUCAGUGUAAUGUUUGGUUUGGAAUAAAUAUAGGAAUAUAUUAUUCUUGUAAUCAGCUUAUCUAUUUCAAAUUAGGAAGUGGAUAUGAGUAUUUUCAUGCAUUCUUUAUAGAUAAGCAUUGGUGUACAAAUUGUACUGAAAAUGAAUAUUGUGAUAUGAGUUUCGAGGACUAUAUGAAGCUAAAAAAUAAUCCUCCACCUUGCUAUUUCACAAAGAAGGCAAUCUGUCGAUAUAAGAUGUGGUUGGAAAAUGUAUAA
Funneliformis caledonium is the source of this 390-nucleotide messenger RNA. Lineage: Eukaryota; Fungi; Glomeromycota; Glomeromycetes; Glomerales; Glomeraceae. The record is from the annotation of a GenBank genome assembly.